Molecule: messenger RNA, 1723 nt
Organism: Theobroma cacao (cacao)
Lineage: Eukaryota; Viridiplantae; Streptophyta; Magnoliopsida; Malvales; Malvaceae
Product: linamarin synthase 2-like
Molecular function (GO): quercetin 3-O-glucosyltransferase activity; quercetin 7-O-glucosyltransferase activity
Source: RefSeq, a predicted model, not a curated record
CAAUAGGAACUAUUUAAGGCAUCCUCCCAUCCCCUGCCCCCCCUUUACUUCAUCGUUUGUCUGCCCCUUGGUUUCAAUAUAAUAAGCAUUCACUUCAAUUCAUUGCUCAUUACUCAAAGAUGGAUUCAUUUGGAGCCACUAAAUCUCAUGCAGUAUGUGUUCCAUUUCCAGCACAAGGCCAUGUUAACCCCAUGAUGCAACUAGCUAAGCUCUUGCACUCAAAACGGUUCCACAUAACCUAUGUUAACACCGAGUUCAACCAUGGACGCUUGAUCCGGUCUAGAGGGGAAGAAGCCGUUAAGGGUCUGCCGGAUUUCCAGUUCGAAACCAUUCCAGAUGGGCUGCCACCUUCUGAUCGUGAUGCAACGCAAGAGGUUCCAUCACUAUGCGAAUCCACAAGGAAGACUUGCUUCGCUCCAUUCUUGGAACUGUUAGCUAAGCUAAAUUCCUCACCCGAACUGCGGCCUGUUACUUGCAUAGUUUCUGAUGGAAUCAUGAACUUCGGAAUCAAGGCUGCUGAAGUACUAGGCGUACCAUACGUUCAGCUCUGGACUUCUUCAACUUGUGGCUUUUUGGGCUACUUGAAGUACAGAGAACUAACCGAAAGAGGCAUUGUUCCAUUCAAAGAUGAAAACUUCGUUGGUGAUGGGACUCUUGAUAUGCCGAUUGAUUGGGUCCCUGGUAUGAAUAACAUGCGCCUCAAGGAUAUUCCAAGCUUCAUCAGAACCACCAAUCCCGACGACAUUAUGUUGAAUUUCGCCAUGUCAGUAUCAGAAGAAUGCUUAAAAUCUACUUCAAUAAUUUUCAACACAUUUGAUGAGUUAGACAAAGAAGUGUUAGAAGUCAUUGCAGCCAAAUCCCCUGAUAAUUAUGCAAUUGGUCCACUUAACUUGCUUUGUAGGCAAAUUCCAGAAAGCCAAUGCAAGUCACUAAAUUCAAGCUUAUGGAAAGAAGACGCAAGCUGUAUCGAAUGGCUUAACAAAAUGGAACCCAAGUCAGUGGUGUAUGUGAAUUAUGGUAGUGUGACUGUGAUGUCAGAUCAUCAUCUGAAAGAAUUUGCAUGGGGACUGGCAAACAGCAAGCUCCCAUUUUUAUGGAUAGUAAGGCCUGAUGUGGUCAUGGGCGAGUCUGCUGUUUUGCCUAAAGAAUUCAUGGAAGAGAUAAAGGAUAGAGGAUUCACAACAAGUUGGUGCCCCCAAGAACAAGUAUUGUCCCACCCAGCAGUAGGUGUUUUCCUGACACAUUGUGGGUGGAAUUCUAUGUUAGAAGCCAUAUGCGAAGGUGUGCCUCUAAUCUGCUGGCCUUUCUUUGCUGAGCAACAGACAAAUUGUCGAUAUGCUUGCACCAAAUGGGGCAUUGGCAUGGAAAUCAAUCCUGACGUCACGCGUGACGAUGUCAAGGCUCUUGUUAAGGAAAUGAUCGAAGGAGAUGAGGGAAAAAGGACGAGGCAAAUGGCCACGGAAUGGAAGAAGAAAGCUGAAGCUGCUAAUAGUAUCGGAGGUUCUUGCCUUGGUAAUUUUGAUAGAAUGAUUAAGAAGGCUCUCCAUCAUAAAACUAGCUAGAUUACUAGUACCAUUAUUAAAUAAAAAUAGGUUGGUUUUUCUAUCCGUACUGGAAUCAAUAUUGUAUCAUUGACCCACCUUGUUGCCUUUCUGCUUUCAGUCCACAAAAUAAAUAAUAAUAAUAAUUGAGAUCAGUACCAGGUACUGAAAUUUGUGUCCAA